This is a messenger RNA of Anneissia japonica, 1769 nucleotides long. RefSeq lists its product as uncharacterized. Lineage: Eukaryota; Metazoa; Echinodermata; Crinoidea; Comatulida; Comatulidae. The record is from RefSeq and is a predicted model, not a curated record. Gene Ontology annotation, cellular component: membrane. The coding region runs from base 1 to 1152 and encodes 383 amino acids. The transcript has 10 exons.
AUGUUUAUGACAUUGGUUUUCGGUGGGAUCCUAGCGGUAUUUAUUUUUGUCGUGGGCACUUCAGGCGUUAUAUGUAAAGAACAUCCAUGUGUGAGUAUAGUUGACUCUGGUUCAUUAAGGCUUGAAGGAGGUCGAAGCACACUGGAUGGCACUAUAACGGAUGGCUACGUUGCGAUUACCGAAAAGAAUUAUGGGCCCCUUGUAGGAUACGUUUGCUCCACAGACGAAGAAACCAAACAGUUGCAAGGCAAUGCUAUAUGCCAUACUCUGGGCUUUGAAAAAGCAUAUGAUAUGCCAAAAGACCAUAGAUAUGGAAAACCUCUGGAAACAUUGCAAUCUUACAAACUAAAUUGCACUUAUGAGGAUUCUCUAUGCAUUUUGGAGGAAACCGAUGACUGCACGAGUGAAAAACUUGUGAACGUGUGGUGCAUUAAGGAUUACUCUGUGCGAUUAGUGACUGAUGACAAAGAGAAGUUUUUGGACAACGGAUUCUUUGUAUACUACUUAAAUUUCACCUGGUAUAAAGUGCACUCACACACUUAUACAUGGGACUUCUUAUGUAUGGAGUAUGGCUUUGCUAAAAAAGAUCAACAUGAGAAGGGGAAUAGUAGAGUUAUCCCUGCUGAAGCCAACUACACAUAUGGUGAUAAACAGUUUAGGUGCGACAAAGAUAACAACAAUUGCUAUUGGGAAUUAGUGGAUAAAGCCCCAGGUGAACCUUAUUGGGUAAACUGUACUGGAGGCACAGCACAAACGAUAUUCGACAGAAUCAAUUCUCCAGAAGCAUUUACAGCUGCAGGCUCUCCAAUUCCCCCAGUUAAUAACACAGUCAAUGAUAUCAAGGAGAUGCUGCCUACACUACACUACUUGCCUACUGCAAGUUACCAUAAAAAAGUUACUGAUAUCAAGCAGACACUGCCUACACUACACUACUUGCCUACUGCAAGUUACCAUGAAAAAGAUACUGUGGCUAUUUCAACUGGAGCAACUUUACUAGUGGUUUUAAUAUUAAUUUUAUUAUCAGUCCUGUUUUGGAAAAGGCAACAGAUAUUCAGAUAUAAUCAAGUACAACAAACACAAGAUAUCGAAAUGACAACAGAAAGCAAGGAAAUUGCUCUGAAUGGUCACCAGGAACAAAAAAACAGUGUUUGAAAGCAAGAUGCCUGUGGUGGACUUUUUCUCUAAAUUCCAAUCAGAGGGCGCCCUAUUCACACAGCCUAAUAUGAAUAAUGCAUAAAUCUGUCCACAGUAUAAAUUUUUAAUGUGAUAUGCAAAUAUUUGGUGAAAUAUGACAACAUAAUGCCCACGUACUGUAUGGUGAACAAAGCUUAAGAGAGGGUCUGGGAAUCUACUGGAAAAAUGAAAUUGGCAAUUUUGAUUAUCAAACCUUCCCAUCUUCCAAUGUAAAUAUAACUCAAUAGAAAGGAUUAUUUCAUGCAUCAUUGGUGGAUCCAGGAAUUAGAAAUAGGAAGUGGGGGGUUGGGGCAGGGAUGAAGUUCCUCCAUAGAUGGAGGGUCUAUACUGAGGAAAGGAAAUGAUGAUUAUGGCAAUCUCAGACUUGACUUUGAAAAACUGGGAAGGGGGAUGUAGGCCAGCUGGUUCCCUCCCCCUUGAAUCUGCCACUGGGCAUAUACAGAUUAAUUUCAGACAAGAAUGUUUGGUCAGACUGUGCCCAGUCCUGGAUAAUUUUAAUUAAAAAAAACAUGUGACAUGCCUAAAUAUGAUCAUGAUGACAUCAUAUCAUGACCAUAUAUAGGCACAUCAUGACU